AUGACUGACAUCCUCAACAUCGGGAAGGAGCCAAUCUUUGACGAUCACAUUGUCAAGAUUGAGACUCACACAUACAAUCCAUUUGCCAACACAAUAUUUGGAAACAGCGGUGAAAUACGAAUACCUAUACAACAACAGGAUCUCUAUACGUUGCCACAUGAAAGUUUUCUGUACAUCGAGGGAAAACUAACUACUGCCAAACGAAUCGAAGGAUCUGAUGUAAUACUGGGAAAUAAUUGCGUCGCGUUCAUAUUCGAUGAGAUUCGAUAUGAACUUGACGGCGUGGAGAUUGAUCAAUGCGGCUGGGAUGUGUCGAACAAUGGGGAGGGAAAUUUCAAUUCUUGCGUACCGCUCAGCAUGCUAUUGGGAUUCUGUGAAGAUUACAAACGCGUGGUGAUUAACGCUCGUCACGAAUUGAUUUUAAUACGAUCGCGCAACGACAACAAUUGUCUGUUUGGACCUAUAACACUGGAACCACAGCUUGAAAUAUUCAAGAUACAAUGGCAAAUGCCACAUGUGCUGUUAAACGAGGUGAACAAGCUAUCGAUGCUGCGUGCUUUGGAAAGCGGACAAUACCUUAACAUGGGUUUUCGUUCAUGGGAUCUCUAUGAGUUUCCACUAUUGCAGCAGACGACUAAGCAUUCGUGGGCUAUUAAAACGGCUACUCAGCUCGAGAAGCCGCGGUGUGUUAUUUUCGCUCUGCAAACAAAUCGGAAGAAUAUCAUGUCUGAGAAUGUGAGUCAAUUCAAUCACUGCAAAUUGAGCAACGUAAAACUCUAUCUGAACUCGGAAUGUUAUCCAUAUGACGAUAUGAAUCUGGAUUUCGAUAAAAGCAAAUGGUCGAGUCUGUAUGAUGCGUUUUUACGAUUCCGGAAGAGAUAUUGCGGAAACGAUGAUCUUACGCCAGGUCUUACUGUCGACAAUUUUCUAGAAUAUGGCCCGUUUGUGACCAUCGAUUGUUCUCGACAAAACGAAUCGGUCAAGAGCGCGACCGUGGACGUGAGAUUGGAAUUUGAGUGUAAAGAGAAUGUACAGGCGAAUACCACUGCGUACUGCUUCCUUAUACAUGAUCGAGUGGUUCAGUACAACCCGCUGACCAAUGUCGUGCGCAAAAUCACCUAA
This is a messenger RNA of Vollenhovia emeryi, 1122 nucleotides long. RefSeq lists its product as uncharacterized. The transcript has 2 exons. The coding region runs from base 1 to 1122 and encodes 373 amino acids. The record is from RefSeq and is a predicted model, not a curated record. Lineage: Eukaryota; Metazoa; Arthropoda; Insecta; Hymenoptera; Formicidae.